GCAACAGGACGAGCUGCCAAACCAGCAAGGACAGUUGUCAUCACUGGUGUCCCAGAUGGCCUUCUGCACAACGAUGUCAUGGCUGACAUCCUGACCAUCCACUUCCAAAUGUCCAGGAAUAAUGGUGGAGACGUGGAAGAGGUCACAUAUCCAACAGGGAAUAAAGGAGUCGCAUACAUAACUUUUGAAGAUCAAGAAGUUGUGGAGAGUGUUCUGAAGAAGAAUGACCAUCAGCUAGUGGACAAGAGGCUGCCCAGACACUACCCCCUGCAAGUAACUCGCUACUGUGAACACGUUUUCAGCUCUGUCAAGUCUGUCCUCAACAUGUCUGUUUUCAAAGACCAGUUUGCUGUGGAGGAUCUGAUUGAGGAAAUGAAGAAGAAGAGCACAGCUUUGAGCUUUGGGCCUUUGCUGUCCAACGGGCACAUUGCUGUUCAAGGGUCCUUUCCAGCCAUCAAAGUGCUGAGAGAUUUUCUCUUGCUGAAAGCCAAAUGCCUCUCAGAGCAGGACAAAAGAGAAGAGAGUAAACCCCAGCAGAGACCAAGGAGGAGGCUACAGGAGCACAGACUUAGCACCGAGACAAAGAAUUUCACUCCUGAUGCAGAUGGGGAAAAACAAGUGGUUGUUCUUGACACUGACGUGUAUCACUACAUGAGGCACUUUUCCCUCAGGGCACUGCUGGCGACUGGUGAUGUUGUAGUUUCUGAUAGCACUGAUGGGGGUGUAACUACAGUGUGCAUUGAGAAGGCUGCAGGUAGGGCUGAUGCUGCUCAGGUGCUAAGAGUCAGGAAGAAGAUUGAGAGUAAGUCUGUAGAGCUCCACAAGGUUUUACGUAAGGAGAGGCUCUGUCUCAAGGGCCACACCAGGGAUGAGAAGCAGAGGUACAAACAGGUGUGUGAGAGGUUAAAACCCAGUUACCCUGCUGUUCUGGUCGUUCCUUAUGACACUCACAUCGACCUGAUAGGAGCUUCCUCUGAGAUUUUCAAGUUUAGAAAGGAAGUCAACAGUAAGACUCAGACUCCACCAGGUAGGAG
Acanthisitta chloris (rifleman) is the source of this 1034-nucleotide messenger RNA. It is a transcript of the gene RBM43, whose product is annotated as RNA binding motif protein 43. The annotation marks the transcript as partial. The transcript has 3 exons. The record is from RefSeq and is a predicted model, not a curated record. Lineage: Eukaryota; Metazoa; Chordata; Aves; Passeriformes; Acanthisittidae. Gene Ontology annotation, molecular function: RNA binding.